CGUGUCACCACUCAUUGAACCAGAGCGUGAUACGAUCCCCAUUUCCGGAAGUCGCUUGAGAUGUUUUUCUCCAUCGUUUAAUUCCCAAAAAUUCACUCUCAUCGUUCUUCUUCCCUCUCGCAAGCAAAUCGAGAUAUAUAUACAUAUACAUACUCGUUACCUGCAAGCUCAUCUGUGUAUAUAAAGCCUUUCAUGGCUGCAGAAAGUAUGCAUAUGUUGGCGUGAUUUUAUCUCUCUCCCAAACACUUGAUUGAUCGGAUAUUAGGAAAUGAGAAAAAAUGGUGCCCUAGGUUUUUCCCUUUACGUUUUUUUUCAUCUUUCGAUCUAUCAAAUGGAAACCUCGAGAUUUGAAGUUGUAGUUCAGGAUUAGGGCAGCGGAUGAGGGUUAAUUCCAAGAGUUGUAUAUUAUUUUUUUUGUUGGAAUUACGGCGUGGGGUUUGAUUGAGCUGGGUUGAUUAGUGAAUUUUAGCUCGAAUUUCAGCAUUUGACUUGAGUAUGUAUGGAUCGGCUCAAUAAUUUGAUAGAGCUAGAGUUUUCGGAAGUCGUGGAAGUUUAGUUUUUCAUUUGGGUUGGGGAAAAAAAAUCCAAAUUUCUGCUUUUUUUUUUCGAUACUCACGGUGAUCGGGUUUGGGUGGGGAUAUUUGUGUGAUUUUGUAGAUUGCAUUUGUUUGUUUGUGGGGGGAAGUUUGUUUUUUACUCAGAACAGAAGAAUGAGUUCAGAGAACGAAGAUGGAAGGUCCCUGGAUAAGGGUUCUGAAAAUUCAGAUGUUUCAAAGAAGCUCAAAAUAUCCUAUUCAAGAGAGUUCCUGUUGUCUUUGAGUAACUUGGACUCCUGCAAGAAGUUGCCCAGCGGGUUUGUUGAGUCACUGUCAAGUGAGUUGGAGGAUGCCUUGAUAAGAGAACCUGAUCGACCAAGAAUUCCGGGAACAUUUCAUGGUUUUAGAAGAAGUGAGUAUGGCGUGUCUCCACCUACUCGAGGGGACAGUGGUAAUUACUCUAGGGGCAUUCAUGGAAAAUGGGAUAGCCGUUCUUCUUUGAGGAGCGAUCGAGACAGUGAUUCCCAGUCUGACAAGGAUUCAGAUUCUGGGAGGCGCUUUGGCCAUCAAACUCGACGGACUUGGCAGAGUCCCGAACAUGAUGGACUACUCGGAAGUGGUUCAUUUCCAAGACCAUCCGGAUAUGCAUCUGGGGCUCCUGCUCCAAAAUUUCGGGCAAAUGACCACAGCCAGCUUAACAGGAGCAAUGAGCCAUAUCAUCCUCCACGCCCUUACAAGGCAGUACCUCAUUCAAGAAGAGACACCGACUCCCUCAAUGAUGAAACUUUUGGUUCCAUGGAGUGCACUAGUGAGGAUAGAGCAGAGGCGGAAAAGAGAAGAAGAGCCUCUUUUGAGACGAUGAGAAAGGAACAACAGAAGACCCUUCAGGAGAAGCAAAAAUUGAAUCUGGAGAAGCACAAAGGUAGUGCUAUCAUGGAUACCUGCAAAGACUUGGCAGACAGCAAAGAGGAAAAGGAACUUCUUGAAAGGAAUAAUGAGUUGGAGGUUUCGGAGGGAAUUCCCAUUUUGAGCAAUGACUUAGAUAAAUCUUCUUUUGCCUCGCACUCUCCUGCAUCCAGGCCACUAGUUCCCCCUGGUUUUAAAAGCAAUGCCAUCGAGAAGAGUUCUGGAUCGAAAUCUCUGGUGCAUCCUCCUUUGUCACAGGUGGGGAAAUCAGCAACUGUGGAAAGCCUUGAAGAUUCCAAUGCACAUAUUAUUCCAAGUACUAAUAGCAGCACUGGAAAAUGCCUAUCUCAAGGGCUUAGAAUUGAUGGUGGACUGCCUGCAGAAAAUAUGCAUCCUGCACUUCCUUUGAACAAAGGGGAAAAUGCAAACCUACAUGUUAGUUUAGACGUGCCUACUAAGAAAUCUGGGAAGGAAGAUCAAUUAUUUCAAACUUUCUAUCAAGAUACUCAUGCAACUUUAGGUGACCCUUUUAUUGCUGAACACCCUUUUAUUGCUGAACUGGAUGCUGGGAUACUGGAGGACAAAAAUGCUUCGGUUUCAAACAAAAUUUCUUCUUCUUCAAUAUUGGAAAAGAUACUUGGUAGCACGUUAUCCUUGGAAGAUAGUCAGUCUAAUUCUGUUGAGCAUUAUAAAGGUAAACCCAAAGAUACAUCGGGAACAUGGAGCCCCAAUUCAGCCAAGUCAUCAAAAUUUGCCCAGUGGUUUCUGGAAGAAGAAGCAAAUGCUACCACAGAUGUGUCAUCUUCAAUGCCAAAUGAUUUACUGUCAUUAAUAGUCAGUGGUGAUAAAGGCAAGUAUUCUGAUUUUUUAUGCCAUAGCACCAUAGCUCUUCAUACUGGUUUAUCCUAUCAGACGUUAAGUAAAGAUAAUUACAUAAAUUACCCUUACAUGCCUCAUUGCAUAAAAGCUUAAUUACGGAAAAAAAGCAUUGAAGAUGUUUCUACUUCCCAGACAAGCACCCCCUAGUCCCUAUUGAGGUCGCAUUUUUAUUUUUUUACAAAAUAGGAACAUGUAUCAAGAGUUAUCUGUAAUGGUAGACAUUUUUUUUCCGGUACCUAAACUAUACAUCAGCGGUAUCUUCCAUAUUUAUAUGUUUAAACAGUGUAAUAAGAUUAAGCUUGACAAGUCAUCUGCAGCUAAUGGAUCAUCUGACCAAGAACCCAUCAAGCACAAAGAGGAAGCAGUUCCCGUUCCAGCCAUACUAACAUGUGAAGACCUUGAACAAUCAAUUUUAUCAGAGUACAGUGUGAAAACUACAGAUGUGCCACCCUCUGUAGAAGAAGGUCCUAACCCUAGUGAUGCAAAUGGUGAAAACCCAGGUACACAUGUCGACAAUCACGCAUCUCUACACCUACUCUCUAUGUUGAAGAAGAGUACAGAUCAGAGCAAUACAACUGCAAACACUAUUGCUGAUAUUAAUCCAGCCGAAAAACCGUUACUCUCUCAUGAACACGACUUUACCAAAAUGUUCAACAAACAUAAAGGAGAAGAAAAUAUUAACUCGUCGGCCCCAAAUUUGGGGAGGACACUCACUCUUGAAACACUCUUUGGAAGUGCUUUUAUGAAAGAGCUACAGUCAGUCGAAGCACCUGUUUCUGUCCAAAGAAGCUCAGCUGGGCCUGGGCCUGGGCCUUGGGUUGAUAAUCCCUCAGAGGCUCAUGGGUUACCUUUUCCCACCACGGACACACACGGUGCAAAAACGAGCAGAAACGAGAACUGGCUGGGCUUUGGUAAUCUCCCGACAGGAGAAAUUCCAUCCAAGGGGUUUGACUUUCAGCUGCCAGAAGAAAACUUAUACUCAGUUAACAGCUCAAGCAUAUCCUCAAAUGCAACCAUCAACAUAAAAGAGAAACUUGGCAUGGAGAGUACCGGAAGCCUUCCCUUCCCAUUAUUCGAUUCCCACCAAAAGAUGGAUCCUGCAAUUUAUCGCAAUAUGCAGUUGCAGCAAUCUUCACCACGAUUUCAGCCUACCCCACAAAUGCCUCAUGCAAGGCCCCUACCGUAUAAUCACGUGAAUUCUUCACAUCUUGCUUAUAUGGGCUCUCAGUCGAAGUUCUUGGACUCUGAUCCGAUUUUGAAUCACGGUCCUCUCUCAAAUAAUACUCAAACUACUCCAAAUAUCAUCCGGCCUUCUUUUCAACACCCAAAUGUUAGGGUUGCGGGAUUUGAUAUUCCUCCCCAGAAUCCGUUGAUGCAUCAGAUGCAAAUGCCGGGUAAUCACACUCCGCAUUUCCCGAGGGGUUUUCCGGGCCCACAGCAUGGUAACCAAGGAAAUGGGGUUUUCCCAGAUAUGAACCAAGCGCAAGGUUUUCCAUUUGGGCCCCACCAACAAAAUGCUGAUGGCCGUGGGAUGCCGAUAUCAGGUAAUCCGCCCGAGGCUUUCCAGAGGCUAGUAGAAAUGGAACUACGGGCAAACUCAAAGCAAACCCAUCCACGCGCCUCAAUUCAUAACCCGGACAUGAUGCGUGGUUAUGAGUUAGACAUGGGAUUCCGGUACAGAUAGUGGCACACAGUUUUACACGCGAUGUUCCAUCUCUGAAAAAUGGGAUCAAACUGCAAGUAGAAAAGGGGGAAAAAACAAACAAACAAAUUGAUCAGCCACAUAUCUCCCGUUUGCUUGAAAAUUGUUGUUUAUUUUCAGUUUGUGGGUUAUGUUUAAUGAGACUACGUGAGAAAAAUGUGAGGGCUUGUGACGGGCUAUGGAUGGAUAUAUACAUGUAUGCAUUUGUUAUAGUUCGUGACUCACUCACUCUCUCUCUCUCUCUCUCUCUCUCUCUCUCAAUUCAUGGUGGUUCGAAUUUUGCUGAGACUGUU
Striga asiatica is the source of this 4316-nucleotide messenger RNA. NCBI's taxonomy places the organism in Eukaryota, Viridiplantae, Streptophyta, Magnoliopsida, Lamiales, Orobanchaceae. The record is from the annotation of a GenBank genome assembly.